AGAGAGGGGGACAGAGGAAAGAGCUGCAGCCCCCAGCACCUGCCCCUGCAGCUCCUGGACACCCAGGACCUGCUCCCAGCCCGUGCCAUGGAGGGAAAGGCAGAUUAUCAGCAGAGUGUGGUGGAGCUGGUGGCUGCGUUUGAAGAGCACUGCAGGGACAGCACAUCAGCCCAGAGGGACAAGCAGGCAGGCAGGCAGCCCCAGCAGCUUCCAGCAUUCCCUGCCAGCCAGAGGUGCUCCCCGACCAGAGAAGAGAAUGAGGAGGAGGAGGAGGAUCAGCAAGGUCAGCGUGGACUCAGCUUCAAAUGCCUCCGUUCUCUGCGAUGCAAAAUCCGUGAGGACAACUGGAGGAGGCCACAGGGCCCAGGCCUGGAGCCUGGCAGCCAGGAACCAGAGGAAAAGAAAAUCGCACUGGAGCUGCUGGAGACAGAGCAGGCUUAUGUCAACCGCCUCCACCUCCUUGACCAGGUAUUCUAUUCAGAGCUGAUGAAAGAAGCCAAAACUGGGAAGACAGUCCCAGAGGAGGUAGUGAAAAUGAUCUUUUCCAACAUCUCCUCCAUCUACCAGUUCCACGCUGAGUUCUUCCUGCCAGAGCUGCAGAAGCGCAUGGAGGAUUGGAACCGCAACCCCCGCAUUGGGGAUGUCAUCCAGAAGCUUGCACCCUUCCUCAAGAUGUAUGGGGAGUACGUGAAGAACUUCGACAAGGCCGUGGAGCUCAUCACUGCCUGGUCAGAGAAAUCACCCCCCUUCCAGGAGCUCAUUGCUGACAUCCAGAAGAGGAAGGUCUGUGCUAACCUGACGCUGCAGCACCACAUGCUGGAACCCGUGCAGAGGAUCCCGCGCUACGAGCUCCUCCUGAAGGAUUACGUCCGGAAACUCCCGCCCCAAUCCCCCGACAGGGGCGACGCCGAGAAGGCCCUGGAGAUGAUUUUUAUGGUGGCCAAGCACUCCAAUGCAGCUAUUGCCGAGAUGGAACGGCUGCAGAACCUCUGGGUGGUCUAUCAGAGGCUGGGCCUCGAGGAUGACAUCGUGGAUCCCUCCAAUGAGCUGAUCAAGGAGGGACCAAUCCAAAAAGUCUCCACCCGCAACAACAGCACAUCGGAGAAGUACCUGUUCCUGUUCAACAACAUGCUGCUGUACUGCGUGCCCAAGGUCAUCCAGGUGGGCGCCGAGUUCCAGGUCCACCUCCGCAUGGAUGUGGGGGGCAUGAAGGUGCGGGAGCUGAAGGACGCUGAGUUCCCUCACACCUUCCUGGUGUCAGGAAAGCAGCGGACGCUGGAGCUCCAAGCCAGGUCUGGGGAGGAGAUGAACGCCUGGAUCAAGGCCUUCCAAGAUGCCAUUGACAGGAAGGAGAAGAGGAGUGAGACCUUUAAGACAGCAGUCCAUGGACUGGAGACAGACACCCCUGCACUGAAGACAGAGGAGCUGGGCCGCCGAGCCCCGCAGUGGGUGCGGGACAAUCUGGUGACCAUGUGCAUGCGCUGCAAGGAGCCCUUCAACGCCAUCACCCGCCGGAGGCACCACUGCCGAGCCUGUGGAUAUGUGGUGUGUGCUCGCUGCUCUGACUACAAGGCCGAGCUGCAGUACGAUGGGAACCGCCCAAACCGGGUCUGCCAGGAGUGUUUCAUCUUCCUGACCGGCCACACGGUGCUCGAGGACCGCGAGGGGAAGCACAAAGGCAUCCUGGAGAAAGGAGCUGCAGAGGUAUCAAGCAGGAGUUUGCUCUGCAGUUCCCUGCAGCUGCUGGACAAGAACGGCAAGGGGAGCACACGGGGCUGGUUCGUGAUCCCACAGGACGAUCCCCUCGUGCUCUACAUCUAUGCAGCCCCCCAGGACGUCCGAGCCCACACCUCCAUCCCCCUGCUGGGCUACCAGGUGCGGGACAUGCCCCAGAGCGAGUCCCGGCACCUCUUCCAGCUGGCGCAGUCCCGGCAGGUGUUCACCUUCGUGGCCGACACUGAGGAGCUGAAGCAACGCUGGAUGAAGGCCAUGGCACGCUCUGCAGCGGGGAUCACGCACCCGGAGGAGGAGGAGGAGGGUGCAGAUGAAGCAGAAUGAGGCCAUUGCCACCCCUGCGCUGCCUGGGGGUCACACCUUCCCUGCCUGCUCUCACUGCUGGCUUUGGGCAGACCGCCGACAUCUCUGCAUUCUGGUUUUCCAUCGUGAUAGGGGCAAGGCGGGGACACGUUUGCCAGCACACGGACAAGCUGGAUCCCCUUUCCCUCGCUGCUCACGCUCCGCGCUGGACAGAGCGGAGGGAGCGGAGGGAGCGGGGGAUUUUGGGGAGCCCGCGCCCCGCAGAGCCCGGGCGCUGUGCGGUGCCACCGGCGGCCACGCGAGGGCAGCACCGCCCCGUCCUUCCGCAGCCGGGCGGGGAUGCCCCGAGCCGGGCGAGCCCGUGGGACGGGGACUGCUGGGAUAAACCCCACCUGCCACCCCCCUCUGCACU
This is a messenger RNA of Vidua macroura (Pin-tailed whydah), 2449 nucleotides long. RefSeq names its product FYVE, RhoGEF and PH domain containing 2 (gene FGD2). The record is from RefSeq and is a predicted model, not a curated record. Gene Ontology annotation, cellular component: cytoplasm. Gene Ontology annotation, biological process: filopodium assembly; cytoskeleton organization. The coding region runs from base 88 to 2058 and encodes 656 amino acids. The transcript has 16 exons. Gene Ontology annotation, molecular function: metal ion binding; guanyl-nucleotide exchange factor activity. NCBI's taxonomy places the organism in Eukaryota, Metazoa, Chordata, Aves, Passeriformes, Viduidae.